AUGGAUUCUGUUGCUGAAAGUCCUAUUGGUACCAGAAGAAGUGCGACAGACAAUGCCUUUAUUGUUCCAGUUGACGAUGGAGAACAUGUUACUGAAUCAUGGGUGAGCACGUUGUGGCGUUGGUGGAAUGAACGUGUAAUAAAUGCACGAUUGACACAUUACGACAAGGAUGAGCGUCUCACUUUCAUUGCUCAGCGAUUUGCACGAGUCUUAACCGCUUUUUUUGAUGAACGUACAAAAGUGGAAUUAAGUGGACAUUUGCUUUGUGAACAAACAAAACUGCUUCUUGGAACUGAUCCUUUGGCUAUAGCGAUUCGUCGAAAAUAUGGACAAAGAAUGGCUGAAUGGAUUUCAAUUUAUACAGGAUACAUAGAGCAGCAUGAGAAAACCAACAAACAGAAAAAAUUGCCAACACAGCCCUUAGUGCCUAUGAAGCUUACUGUUUCGAGAUCCUUGGAGUUUUUGAGGAAAAUACCACAGCUGCACAUUGCCCUUCAAGAUGGUGUUGACGACCUACUUGUAACUAACGUGCUUGGUGAUCAACUGAUGGGUUGUUUCCGUGGACGGCGUGACAUUUCGGGUGCUAUAUUAGCGCGCAUUCAGAAUUUGGCAGCAACAAUAACACAACAAAUCACAUGGUCCAUGCUUAUUGAACCAGGACGUCCGAGAACAGAUUUAUCGGUUGGGUUAACUACUGAGGAAUUAUCUACAGGGCAAACUUAUUCAUCGACUUCUUUUCAAAAUGAUAUUAAUGCAAGUUGUGUGUUGGGCGGUCCUCUUUUAAAUACUUUUAUUCUCGCCCAAUCUCCUCGAAAUCACACCAUUUUUGACUUUUGGAAGAUGGUUUGGCAUGAGCGAAGUGAAUAUAUUUUUAUGUUAUCAGAAGCAAGUGUUGUUCCGUUAGUUGAAUGUAACACUCAUUGCCCAUUCUUUUGGCCAAGGUUCAUGUUUGCUUCAAUAUUUCUAUUUUUAUCAUUUACAUUUUGUAGACUUGAGGACGAUGAGUUAAACUUCGGGUGUUUACACGUACGAAAUGUUGGUAUUGACAUGGCUACAGACCCUCUUUUUACUAUUUUCAAUUUGGAUAUUUGGAUGACAACGAUGGAAGAAAAUUUUCAACAGGGUGUAACGGCAAAAUUACGUCUACAACUUUGGCAAUGGAAUUGGCGAAACUACACAGAUUUUUACUGGCCUUUCCGAUUACUUUUUCGAUCACGUAACUCUAAAAAACCGACAGUUUUGGUGUGUAAUGAUGGGUGUGGUAAAUCUGGAACUUUAGCUUUAAUUGAGAUCUUUCUAAUGCAACUUAUUCGUGGUUCUGUUUCUGUUGAACAUCCUAUGCUGACGGCAGGUGUGUUCUUACGCCUUCAGCGGCGUCAUGCUGUUGCUAACUCGAUGCAGUGGUUGUUUGCUUAUCGUACAGUUUUACAUUGGCUCCAACCUUUUGUUAUCUCAUGGUAAGAAUUUUUUAAUAGAUAUUAUAUAAUAGAGAGGAAGAGAAAACAAUUUUUAACUUUUAUUUUAUAAUUCUAAACCAAUUGUAUUUAAUUAAAUUUUCCGGUAUCAUCGCUUCGUGCUUGGUUUUACAUUUCCUUCUCAUGGAUUUUGUGGAAAAUAUGAAGAGAUUGCACAUACUUAUUCGCAUAGGAAAAAUUUGUCAGUUUAGGAUUUUUUUA
This is a messenger RNA of Meloidogyne enterolobii, 1676 nucleotides long. NCBI's taxonomy places the organism in Eukaryota, Metazoa, Nematoda, Chromadorea, Rhabditida, Meloidogynidae. The record is from the annotation of a GenBank genome assembly.